CGCCGCGGGCCCGGGCGGGUGGCUCCGUUCUAACCCUUUUUCCCGUACAGAUCCCUCGUCUAAAAGUUGGUUUUAAUUGGUUGCCCACAGGAUUGGCUUGGCUUCUGCUACUUGUUAAGAAAAAAACAUCUGUCUUUGCAGAUGGCUGCGUGCGUGUCCCGGGUGGAGCUGUCCGUGGCCUGCCGGAGCCUUCUCGACGGGGACCUGAGCUCCAGGUCGGACCCCCUCUGCGUCCUGCUGCAGGACGCGGGCGAUGGCCGGUAGGCUGAGCUAGAACACACAGAAAAGGUCAAGAACUGCCAAGACCCUGAAUUCUGCAACAAACUGGUUGUGGACUACUACUUUGAGAAAGUGCAGAAGCUGAAAUUCGGCGUGUAUGAUAUUGAUAACAAAUCCUUUGAUUUAAAUGAUGACGAUUACCUGGGAAGAAUUGAGUGCGUACUGGGACAGGUUGUGUCCAGCUCUUUGUUCACCUGACUGCUGGAAUUGAAGCAGGAAAAGCCAGCAGGAAAGGGCACUAUUACGAUUUCAGCAGAGGAGAUUAAGGAUACCAGGGUUGUGUACCUGGAAAUUAAAGCCCAAAACUUGGACAAAAAGGAUUUCUUAGGUAAAUUGGAUCCAUUUCUGGAGUUUGACAAGCAGAGCAAUGCUGGAGCAUGGCAGCUUGUGUACAGAGCAGAGGUCAUCAAGAACAACUUAAAUCCAUGCUGGUGGAAGUUCCGUGUUCCCUUGCAAACUUUCUGUGGUGGAGAUUUUAAUAAACCUAUCAAGGUGCAGUGUGCAGAUCGUGACAGUGAUGGCUCACAUGACUUGAUAGGCACUUUGAAAAUGAUCCUGGCACACACGCAGACAACUGGUGCUGGCCCUCUGGUGGAAUACGAAUGCAUUCAUCCUGAGGAAAAAAAACAAAAUAAAAACAACUACAAAAUCUUUGGCAUUACUAGGAUAAAAUCCUGCAAGAUUGAGACAGAAUAUUCAUUUCUGGACUAUGUGAUGGGAGACUGCCAGAUCAGCUUUAUAGUUGGUGUAGACUUCUCUGCCUCCAGUGGAGAUCCCAAGUCACCAGAUUCUUUUCACUACAUCAGCCCAGAUGGGAUAAAUGAGUACCUGAUGAGUACCAUCUGGAGUGUGGGAAGUGUAAUCCAGAAUUAUGACACCAACAGACUGUUUCCUGCAUUUGGGUUUGGAACUCAGGUUCCUCCUAGCUGGCAGGUAUCUCAUGAGUUUGCUUUGAACUUCAACCCCAGCAACCCUUACUGCCAAGGGAUCCAAGGAAUAGUGGAUGCCUACCGCCAGAUUCCGCAGAUCCGACUCUACAGGCCAACCAACUUCUCUCCUAUUAAAAACCAUGUGGCAAGGUUUGCAGCACACUUGCUGCAACAAGGAACUGCUGCACAAUAUUUUAUCUUGCUGAUCAUCACAGAUGGAGAGAUCACUGAUCUAGAACAAACUAGGCAAGCCAUUGUUAAUGCCUCUAAGCUGCCCAUGCACAUUAUCAGUGUUGGUGUUUGUGAAGCCAGUUUUAAAGCAAUGGAAUUCCUUGAUGGAGACAGCGAUGUUCUGAAAUAUGUGACAGGAGAGCCAGCUGCAUGGGAUGUUGUCCAGUUUGUGCCUUUUCAACAGUUCAAAAAUGCUCCCCAAGAAGCACUUUCCCAGAUGGUUCUGGCUGAAGUACCCAAGCAGCUAGUGUCAUACUAUGAAUGGCAGGUGUGGCCCCCCCUGAAACUGCCAGAAAUCGAGGUGAUGUAGAUUCAGGCUAGCCCUGUAUCACUGGGGUGAAGGAGAGCUGCCUGCAGCCACACUCUCCCUUGCACACUGUGGAUGCUCAGUGCCUUGAGAUUGCACCAGUCACACCACUUCUUUCACCUGCUUGUGCUGAGUCUUUGAUCUUUCAAAGAUUUGUAUUGGAAGAAAUGUAAAUAAAAAAAACCUCCAAGUGCUGGAAGUUUUUGUCACAGAAAGGUUGACCUUGUUGGUUUUCUACCUUACAACAGCAACACUUUGUGACACAUCACACGCACAUAGUUGCUUGACACAGCCCAUCUGCUGCUCUCUAUCAGGGUGGGCCUCUGAACUGAGCUGCUCUAGUCUGAGCCUGGUGAUAGAAGUGUUGCACCUGUGUUUGCUGUAAUGACACUUACCAUGUGCUCAUUGUUAGGUGACUUUUAUCAAGCUGCAUUUGAAAUGGAUGUGACCAAAGACUGUUGGUUGGAUGCCUGAGGUAGUUCCUGUUAUCCUCAUAAAGUGCCAGUAUAUUUUUUUUAUGUUUCAGUGACCAUACCUUUCUGUGCUCUUUUUAAUCACAUUUUUAUAUUAGCAAAAUUUAUUUCUGUGAUGAACUCUUGCUUGAAGCCAUUGUUGUAGUUCAAGAACACUGAACUUUGCUUAUUUAUGGGGGUUAAAUGAGAAUUAGUCAUUAAUUAAUGGAACGGGGUGAGAUUAAUGAGUCACAUUAAUGUGACUUUAAAAAUCCUGCAGUUGGAAACACUGAAAUGAAGAUGCUUUGAGUGAAUUCUUUAUAUCACACAAGUUACAAAAUGAAGAAGUAACUUAUCUGUGGAACUCCAAGGAGGUGCCACCUCAGUAGUGUGAAGUGUGCAUUACGUGAUCUGGGGACUGUGGAACAGGCACAUGGUAGCAAAGCACAAAUGUUUUGAGGAAGAUGGUUAAUUUCCAAUUAGAAAUAAAGAAACUUGGGCUUGUCAUUGCACUACAAGUAUCAACACUUUCAGUUACAUAAAUAAAUAUUCUACUUUGACUUAGAUAA
Messenger RNA from Passer domesticus (house sparrow), 2767 nucleotides. RefSeq names its product copine 1 (gene CPNE1). Gene Ontology annotation, biological process: positive regulation of tumor necrosis factor-mediated signaling pathway; regulation of canonical NF-kappaB signal transduction; cellular response to calcium ion. The record is from RefSeq and is a predicted model, not a curated record. Gene Ontology annotation, cellular component: plasma membrane. Gene Ontology annotation, molecular function: calcium-dependent phospholipid binding. Lineage: Eukaryota; Metazoa; Chordata; Aves; Passeriformes; Passeridae.